UGACCAGAGACUGCGGACAUAGUACAGGGGAUGACCAGAGACUGCAGACAAUACUGGAGAUGACCAGAGACUGCAGACAGUACUGGAGAUGACCAGAGACUGCAGACAGUACAGGGGGUUGACCAAGAGAUGGCAGACAGUACAGGAGAUGACCAGAGACUGCAGACAGUACAGAUGAUGACCAGAGACUUUGAAGAGGGGAGGGAGGGGGAGCCCGGCGUCUUCUGGGACACAUGGCAGGUUCCAGAAGACGUCGGC
Molecule: messenger RNA, 258 nt
Organism: Staurois parvus
Lineage: Eukaryota; Metazoa; Chordata; Amphibia; Anura; Ranidae
Source: the annotation of a GenBank genome assembly